Entamoeba invadens IP1 is the source of this 353-nucleotide messenger RNA. RefSeq lists its product as hypothetical. NCBI's taxonomy places the organism in Eukaryota, Evosea, Mastigamoebida, Endamoebidae. The annotation marks the transcript as partial. The transcript has a single exon. The record is from RefSeq and is a predicted model, not a curated record.
AUGAAAAGUAAAUCAAAAGCCAAUUACUCCCAAAUAUUUGCCGCAGUUGAAAAUUUGGCUAACCAAAGAGGUUUAUCAAUUUUUGGUAACAAAAAGGUGUUUUUAGGAGAUUUCGAAAUGGACGCUAUAACCACUUUUCAAAAAUGUUUUCCGGCCGUUGAAUUUCAGGGAUGCUACUUUCACUUUGCACAUAGCAUACUUCGUAAAAUAGAAAGUAGGAUUGUUGCUUGUUCUUGUGCUUAUCGUAACAACAACCACUUUAAAUUAUUUGUACGUCGGAUUAUUGGAACUGCGCUCCUACCUAUCGAAUUUAUUACCAUCAAAACACUUCAAUUGUUGUUCGAGGAGUUUAA